AUGACAGACGUCCAUAUCGCCAUCUACCGCCGCGCUGAAAAGGGAAAACUGCGCCACUGGGCCAUUUGGUUGCAGACAUCCCCGUCCGAGGAAUCCGUCAUCCUUCAAGUUACCGACGACAUGAACGGCUAUGGCUAUCGUAUCGCUGAUCCAAUUUACGCCAGCCCUUUCCACACAGAAAAGGUCGAAAGCGUCAUCUAUUGCGGCUCCAUUCGCCAAGAGAAUCAUGGUCGUGCAGUGGACGCGAUUCUACAUUACCCGGUGCAUAAUCGAGGAACUGCGUGGAAUUGCCAGUCAUGGGUUCUAGAGUGCUGGGAUUUGCUGGUCCAAAUGGGACUCAUGGAGUCUUGUUCUCAGGGAAUAAAUUGUGUGGAGUUCCUGCGGGAGUAA
Penicillium pulvis is the source of this 390-nucleotide messenger RNA. RefSeq lists its product as uncharacterized. NCBI's taxonomy places the organism in Eukaryota, Fungi, Ascomycota, Eurotiomycetes, Eurotiales, Aspergillaceae. The record is from RefSeq and is a predicted model, not a curated record. Bases 1 to 390 code for a protein of 129 amino acids. The transcript has a single exon.